AUGAGUGAAGAGAGGCAAAUAAUCGAACAACUAACUAAGACUUUGGAGCUUCUCAGAGUGGAGAGAAACGAGAAAGCCCAUGAAAGCAGCUCUGUCAGGGGGGGCUUUAGCAGCAGUGGACACGAGUUAAACGGCGUUGAGCCAAGCAGAUCUUUCGAAGACUACUCAAAUGCGUACAUCGAUUUCACGUUUGAAAAUCCAACAACAUAUCAUGUAAUUGAUUAUGCUUCAAAAAUGUUCGAAAAGUCAGGGUUCGAGUAUCUGAGCGAGAAGGAGAAUUGGGAUGCUAAGCUGUCGAAGGGUUCAAAAUUUUAUACUAUCAGAAAUGGUACCAAUUUGUCGGCGUUUGUGGUUGGUAAAAAAUGGACGCUGGAAAAGGGGGUUGGUGUGAUUGGGUCGCAUGCGGAUGCGCUUACAGCAAAAUUGAAGCCUUCUUCUAAGAAGGACCAAGUCGAAGGGUUUGGCUUAUUAGGUGUAGCUCCAUAUGGAGGUACUCUGAAUGAUAUGUGGUUCGACAGAGACUUGGGUAUUGGUGGCCGCGUUCUCUACAAGGACAGCGACAACCAUAUUAAAAGCAAGUUGAUUAAUUCCGCCCCACACCCAAUUGCGAAGAUACCAACGUUGGCACCACAUUUCGGUGCUCCUGCUGUAGGCCCAUUCGAUAAGGAGGACCAAGCAGUGCCAAUCAUAAGCUAUGCAUCUGCAGAACCAGAUAAAGGAAUUACUGAGGACGAAAAAAAUUCACCUUUAAGCGAUAAACAUGAUAUCAGUGUCCUAAGAUAUAUUGCCAAAUUAGCCGGUGUUGAAGUCAAGCAACUAGUUCAAUUGGAUUUGGAUCUUUUCGAUGUCCAAAAAGGUGUUAUCGGUGGUAUCAGCAGCGAUUUUCUCUUUGCCCCACGCCUAGACGACAGAUUAUGCACUUUCGCAGCUGUCAACUCUUUGGUCGAAUAUUCACAAUCCAUCAAUGUUGAAGAAAUGGACACCUUUGUUGAUGUCACGUUGUUUGACAAUGAGGAAAUUGGGUCACUUUCUAGACAAGGUGCUAAAGGUGGCCUACUGGAAUCGGUAGUCAAUCGUGUUUCUAGCGCUUACUUCAAAGAUCAAGAUAAGGACGUUGACUUAAGGACUUUGUAUGCUAAUUCAAUCAUCUUGUCAGCUGAUGUCAAUCACAUGUUCAAUCCAAAUUUUGCAAGCGUUUACAUGAAGAAUCAUUCGCCAAAACCAAAUGUUGGAGUGACUCUAUCCCUCGAUCCAAAUGUCCACAUGUCAACAGAUGUGGUUGGCACAGCAUUUGUGGAAGAACUAGCUCGUUUGAAUGACGACAAGGUGCAAUACUUCCAAAUCAAAAAUAAUUCAAGAUCAGGUGGUACUAUUGGUCCAUCAAUUUCCUCCCAAACAGGUGCAAGAGCUAUUGACUUAGGUAUUGCUCAAUUAUCCAUGCAUAGUAUUAGAGCAGCCACUGGUUCCAAAGAUAUUGGCCUCGGUAUCAAAUUCUUCAGAAAUUUUUUGAAAAAUUGGAGACCAGUUUACGAUCAAUUCGAAGAUUUAUAG
Zygotorulaspora mrakii is the source of this 1551-nucleotide messenger RNA. It is a transcript of the gene APE1, whose product is annotated as metalloaminopeptidase APE1. Gene Ontology annotation, cellular component: fungal-type vacuole. The record is from RefSeq and is a predicted model, not a curated record. NCBI's taxonomy places the organism in Eukaryota, Fungi, Ascomycota, Saccharomycetes, Saccharomycetales, Saccharomycetaceae. Gene Ontology annotation, biological process: proteolysis. Gene Ontology annotation, molecular function: metalloaminopeptidase activity; zinc ion binding. The coding region runs from base 1 to 1551 and encodes 516 amino acids. The transcript has a single exon.